AUGUACUUGAAGUCGCCCUAUCCCGACCCUCCCGCGCUCCCCGAGACCAACGCGCACAACAUCUUCUUCCGUCGACCUGACCAGGCAGAAUGGCCCGACUACACCCUCCACAUCGAUGCCACCUCGGGCAAGAAGGUCAUGUACCGCGAGUUCGUGAGACGCGUGGAGGAUCUCGCGACUGCGUUGGGGACCCCUAGUUCGCAAGGCGGUCUGGGUUUCAGCAAGGAGAAUGGUGAUAUCGUCGGGAUUAUGAUGGAGAACUCUUCGGACUACAUCGCUUUAAUCCACGCCAACAUCGCUCUCACGACACCUUUCGCCCUGAUCUCGUCCUACUCGACGCCUUUCGAGUUGAAACAUGCACUUACGCUGUCCAAGGCGACUGCGCUGUUCGUCGAUGCGAAGUUCUUGCCUAUCGUGCUUCCUGUGGCGAAGGAGGUUGGCAUGGACUUGAACAGGAUCUAUGUUGGGACUGGCCAGGCCGCCGGCCGCAAGAACAUUGAUGAUCUCAUCGACGGCGUUCGCGCUAGGUCGUUGCCAUUCAUCGGUGCGAAGCCGGCGAAAGAGAACACACUCGCGUAUCUGGUGUUCUCGAGCGGUACGAGUGGCCUUCCGAAAGCUGUGAUGAUCUCGCAUGGGAACUUGAUCUAUUCUUUGGGCCAGGCGAUUGUGAUGGGCACCGUUACUGCUGAAGUUUACACUCCUCCACCACCUGCCAACCCUGAAGGUAUCCCAGUCGUUCUCGCCAUGCUUCCCCUUCACCACACCUACGGCCUCCAUUCCUAUUCCUAUCGGGCGUUCUUGGCCCCUGUGACCCAUGUCGUCAUGGGCAAGUGGGAUAUCAACGUCGCACUAAAGGCUAUCCCCAAAUAUAAAGUCUCGGUGAUCGCUCUCAUCCCCUCCAUCGUCCAUCAACUCGUACAUCACCCCGAUAUUGAGAAAGUCGACUUGAGUUCUGUGACUUCACUCGGAAGUGGUGCUGCCUAUCUCCCUCCUGAGCUUGCCGAGAAGUUGUCGAGGCUUCUGCCCAAGCAAUCACACUUCUCGGAGGGUUAUGGAAUGUCCGAAUGCACCAUUGCGGCCAUUACGCAGCCAUACCCCGGUACGCUCGGCAAGCUCAAGGCCUACCCAGGUUCUACUGGUGUCCUCCUCCCUGGAAUGGAGGCCCGCAUCGUUCGGGACGAUGGUACCGAGGCGGACUUUGACGAGCCUGGCGAGCUCUGGUUGCGGAGCCGGAACGUCGCUCUCGGCUAUUGGAACAACGAAAAGGCCAACAGGGAGACCUUUGUCGACGGCUGGCUUCGAACGGGCGACAAGUUUAGAGUGGAUAAAGAGGGUAACUUCUGGUGCGUUCUCGAACGGUUCUCCAUGCCUGAUACUUUGAAGGUUUCGGGUGCCCAGGUCUCGCCGGUAGAGAUUGAGAACUGUCUCUUGGCCCAUCCCGAUCAUUUGAUCAUCGAUGCUACUGUCGCUGGUGUGAGCGGCGGUCGUACCUCUGACGAGAAGGUUCCGCGGGCUUGGGUGGUGUUGAGCGACAAGGGCAAGGCUCUCGGUCCCGAUGCUGUUAUCCAAGCUCUUAAGAAGUGGACGGAGGAUAAUCUUUCCAAGUACAAGCAUCUUCGUGGAGGAAUUGAGAUUAUCAAGGAGAUUCCAAAAUCGCCCACUGGAAAGGUCCUUCGCCGUGUUCUUCAAGACGAGUAUGAGAAGACGGUUGCUGUCAAGGCUAAACUCUAG
This is a messenger RNA of Coprinopsis cinerea okayama7#130, 1731 nucleotides long. Its product is annotated as AMP dependent CoA ligase. Gene Ontology annotation, biological process: secondary metabolic process. The record is from RefSeq and is a predicted model, not a curated record. The transcript is spliced from 8 exons. NCBI's taxonomy places the organism in Eukaryota, Fungi, Basidiomycota, Agaricomycetes, Agaricales, Psathyrellaceae. The coding region runs from base 1 to 1731 and encodes 576 amino acids. Gene Ontology annotation, molecular function: CoA-ligase activity.